Messenger RNA from Clarias gariepinus (North African catfish), 1336 nucleotides. RefSeq names its product outer mitochondrial membrane lipid metabolism regulator OPA3 (gene opa3). Lineage: Eukaryota; Metazoa; Chordata; Actinopteri; Siluriformes; Clariidae. The coding region runs from base 32 to 502 and encodes 156 amino acids. Gene Ontology annotation, cellular component: mitochondrion. The record is from RefSeq and is a predicted model, not a curated record. The transcript has 2 exons. Gene Ontology annotation, biological process: regulation of lipid metabolic process.
CGCCUUCCCUCAGUGACGCGCUUCCGCCAAGAUGGUCGUCGGCGCUUUUCCCAUCGCAAAGCUGCUCUAUCUGGGCGUCCGUCAGCUCAGCAAACCGGUGGCCAACAGGAUUAAAGCAGGAGCGCGGAGAAGUGAAUUCUUUAAGAAUUACAUAUGUCUUCCUCCCGCACAGAUGUACCACUGGAUUGAGAUGAAAACGAAGAUGAGGAUAAUGGGCUUCCGUGGCGCUGCUAUCAAACCCCUUAACGAGGACGCGGCUGCAGAACUGGGAGCCGAGCUGCUCGGCGAGGCCAUCGUUUUCCUUGUCGGCGGUGGCUGUCUUGUACUUGAGUACAGCAGACAGGCAGCGAACAGCAGGAGAAAGGAGGAGGAACUGACCCUCACUAUCAACAAUCUGCAGACACAACUUGGAGAACUGGUCUUAGUCACAGAAACUCUAGACGCUCAGUUCCGUGAGAACAACAGGCUUCUCCAGUCCUUGUCUGUGCCUAGCAGCAAAUAACAAGACAUAUGAAUGCGUGGUGCUGAGUGGAACAACUGGACUAAACCUGCAUUGAAAUAUGCGUAUAAAAUACUGCAAUGCAAUGAGGCACCACUAUGUGUGUGUGUAUAUAUAUAUAUAUAUAUAUAUAUAUAUAUAUAAUGACACUUCUAAAAACACAGAUUUUGGUUAAGUACUUGUGCUUGUUUUGCAGCUUGCUUCGAUGAUGCAUAUGUGGGGAGCAACAUUUUUAUUUAUUGUCACAGUUUAAACUGUUAUCUAAUCACAACCUGUAGGACCAUUUCAUAUUUCCAUGUAAAAUUUUGCAGCUUAAUUUAAAACCCAAUUUAACAUGAAAAUAGUUUGCUCCGAUGCCUGUAGCUUGGGUAAGCUCUGUCACAAGGAAUGACUGGAUUUCUAUAAAUCAGGAUUUGUUUGCUUACUUUCUUUUUGUUCGUUUUUUCAAGAUUUAUCACCUGUACCUCAGAACAUUGAGAGAACAGAAAUUUCCACAUUGCAUGUGGUUAUUUUAAAUGUUUUGUGCAUUUGCUUCAGUUUCAAGCUCUAAAACACAGAUUUUCACUCAUUUCACUACUGGUUGUGUUUAAGAAAUGCAAAACAGAGCUACCAGCAGACCUUGGUUAAUUGAAUUCAUUAUAAUUUUGAUAGAUCAAACUCACCAGCUUUGUGAUUUCAAGCCCCAUGCCUGUGCACUCAUUGUGUUCUGUCUUGAAAGAUAUCUGAAAUGAUGUGGGCAUAGAGAUGUAUAUGAAUUAUUGUAAAAUACAACAACAAAUAAUAGCUUUAACCUUGUUUUUGUAUCGUUCUUGUGAUCACAUAAAAAGUGUUCGAACA